Molecule: messenger RNA, 2500 nt
Organism: Pimephales promelas (fathead minnow)
Lineage: Eukaryota; Metazoa; Chordata; Actinopteri; Cypriniformes; Leuciscidae
Source: RefSeq, a predicted model, not a curated record
UGUUCAAAAUUCAUGUAUAACUCUGAUGAAAGGUUUUGAUCCACUUCAAAUGUUGACUACAGUAUAAAUAUUUAAGGAAAAACGUACACUGAUCGUUGAAGUACUAAAAUUAUAUAUAUAUAUAUAUAUAUAAACAAUUACUCUAAAUAAUAAAAAUGACGAAAGUACAUAAGAUUACUAAAACUAAAUUUAAAAGGGAAGAUAUCAAAAUGAAAGCCAAUUAAAAACAUUAAUAAAAAACUAUAAUAGUAUAUGCUUGCUAAAAAAGAGUCUUGUGCUUGUAAUAAUAUAAAUUAUAUAUAAAAAAAUAAAUGACAAAUAAAAUAUAAAUGAAAUGGAUGAACUGGGCCGAGCCGUGUGAACACCUUCAAUACUGUUUAAAAAGAACCUAAAGAUGAUUGAUGGAUUGUUUUGAUUUGGUUUGUACACGUUUUGGGUUCUGGUUUUGGUGACUAUUAUUCUAAAAUGCUAAAUAUAUUAUUGAAUAUGGAAAGAAUGAGAAGGUGUCCAAAGUUUUAAAUGGUAUCGAAUGUGUUACGACUGUGUACGUGUGUGAGUGGCUUAUGGCUUGAAGAGAUAUUCAUGCGUGUGUAAUGGAUCAAUGCUUUUCCUGGGCUACAGGCCAGCAGGUGUGUGUGGGUGAGUGAGUGAGAGAGAGAGGGUACACAGUGUGUUUGGGGGCUUUGACUGUGCAACUAAGUAUAAAUAUUUCACCCCCUUCUCCAGUUCCCUUUUGUUCAUCAUCGUAGCAGCUCGUCCCGUCCCUGUAAUCCACAGCUGAACGAAUGCAAGCAAGAUAGGAAAGGAAACACGUGAGAGAGUCAAAGAUAUAAAGCCACAAGGUUUGCAGAAUUUGAAAAAGGAAUGAGAUUAUUUUCUGAUUACAUGAUGUUAAAAAGGAGUGACAAAAUGUGAGAAGACAAAAUGAGUCACUGUGUGUGUUGAUCUUUUGAGAAAGGAUGUCACGGUUCAGGGAAACCGUUAAAGAGGACGAAUCUGGACAGAAGAACUCUAAGAUGCCUCAAAAACGAAAGAAAAAGGAAGCUGAAAAUGAGACGGACAAUAGACUGAUCUCGAAAGAUAGGCUUCCUCUGAUUGGUUCAUCAGGCAACAGAACUGCAGCAAGGCCUUCUCUAUCCACUCCCCAGCAUCCUCCUCAGGACGACAUGAGAAAACGUGGUCAUCCUCCCAUCUCAUCUGUGGCCCCUGACAGCAUGGCACCCUGGGAAGGCUCCUCCCACUCCGAGUCCUCCUUUACCAGUUUCCCCCCUCCGCUUUCACCCCUUCCUCUUGCCCACUCAAAGCCAAUCAAAGCACCAGAUCCUCCGCUACCCCUUCCACCCCCUUCUCAAAUCAAAAACAUUGAACCUGAGAAUGGACAGAGUGCCAGAGUAAAACGCAAGCCCCUCCCACCAAGACACCCCUCUAGACCUCCUCGUUUACCCCCUCUGAGGCAAGUAACAAAUCUUAGCUUUUCUCGAAGUUUCACUUUUUCCUUUUUUGAGCUGCCGGUUCACCAGUCUGCACGAAGCAGAGCGGAGCGGCUCAGAGAUCUCACUGUGCUCCUGAGGCAGUUUCAAUACUGAGUUUACAUCUGGGGCAGAAUAUCUGACAUGACUUCACAUCAGCAUUAUAUGCUCAAUUAGAAUUUCAGAUUAAUAUUUGAUAUAUUUUUGGCUUUUAUCCUGUUUGUGGUGCACAUUUCUGCUGUUGUACUGAAGGUUAAAGAUGCACUUUGUAAUUUUUUAUGAUGCACUGACUGUAUAUGUGGUCACCAAGGUGCAUUUUGUUUUUUACAGUAAAACAUGAAUGUUGUGAAAUAUUGCUUAAUACAGGUAAAAUAUUUUCUCUAUUUUAACAUAUUUUCAAAUGUAAUUUAUUCCUAAGAUAGAAAGCUGAAUAAUCAGCAUCAUUCAUUACUCCAGUCUUCAGUGUCACAUGAUCCUUCAGAAAUCAUUCUAAUAUGCUGAUUUGGUGCUCAAGAAAAAUCUCUUAUUUUAAAUGUUCUUCUGCUUACUAUUUUAUAAGAAACUGUUUUAGGUUUUUUGCAGGAUUCUUUGAUGUAUAUGUACUAUAUACCUACAGUGAGUAGUAGAAAUUCCCCAGCUUGUGUUUGUUGUUUUUGCUACUUUUUUUAGGUUGUUAAAUGUAUAUUUAGAGGAUGUGUGGUUGUGAGUUUGUACAACCUUUUUGCCUUCUAAGCACUGUUGAAAUUUAUAUUAACCAAUGAGACUCAGAGUUGGGGGAAAUUACCAUGAUGAUUAUUUUGUAGGGUGGAGACAGCAUCUGACUGUGAUGAAUUAUAUAUGAGGUCAUAUUAUAAAUCAGGCCUUUAAACAAAAGAAAACAAUAUAGAUAUUUAAGGAGAGACAUUGAGCUGAGAUACCUCGCACAGGUGGCCAGAGGUAUUGUUGAACUAUUCGGGUAAUGUGCACAAAGGUGAUAAAAUGCUUUUCUCAGGCACACAGAACAGAAUUCAGGGAAUUCUCUUGACAAGGUA